Molecule: messenger RNA, 1077 nt
Organism: Papaver somniferum (opium poppy)
Lineage: Eukaryota; Viridiplantae; Streptophyta; Magnoliopsida; Ranunculales; Papaveraceae
Product: F-box protein At4g22390-like
Exons: 1
Coding region: 1-1077 (358 amino acids)
Source: RefSeq, a predicted model, not a curated record
AUGGAUUCUCCAUUCAAAUCUCAAUUGGUCAAGUAUCCAUAUUUAGGGAUCGAAACUCGUGGUUCUUACAAUGGCUUGAUUUUGCUGAGUAUCCUUAAAGAUAUGCACGCGUCUGUAGCUGAUUUGGAGGAGAGCCUUUGUCUUUGUAACCCAUCUACCAAAGAAUUCAAGGAAAUAUCAAUUCUAAAUGUCAAGCAUGGACCAGCUUACAAUAUGAAAUUAAUCCGUAAAAAAGCCGCAGUCAUAUACGGGCUUGGUCAUAAUUGCAAUACCGAUAAUUACAAGAUUGUGAAAGUUGUUCCAGUCUCUGCUAUGACUCCUUUACCAGUUUGUUAUGGUUCUGAAGUUCAGGUAUAUACAUUAGGAUUGGAUUCGUGGAAAACCUUACCCGACAUCAUUCCCUAUAAGCUAGAUGCUGGUUAUCAUAAAGCUGCAACAGUUAUUAACGGAGCCCCUCAGUGGAUAGCAUGCCGAGAUCCAGUCAAUUCUGAUUUUAGUGGAAAUUCUAAAUGUAUUGUUUCUUUUGAUAGUGGAGGCGAUAAUUUCAGGGAGGUUCCAAUUAGUACACAAAUUGUUGAAGAGUUUAAUCAUCAUGAAAGUCAUAAUAGGGUCAAGACGUUGGGUGUUUUAGGAGGAUGCCUUUGUUUAAUAGUAUAUGAUCAUUAUCAUACUUAUGAAGUUUGGGUGAUGAAUGAUUGCAAAACGAGAGAAUCCUGGAAUAAAUUGUAUGUUGGGCAGAUCCCAGUUAAAGAUUUAAUGGAUGCUCACGGUCAUGUAGAUUAUUACAAUAGUAAGUUUGUAUGGGAAUUCAAGAAUGAUGAAGUUUUAUUCGCUGUUAAGAGAAAAUAUUUGUACUAUACUAAUUUGGUUACAUAUGACCUGGUACCGGUUCCCGAAAAAUCUAAAGUCUCCAAGAUCCGUGACUUUUUGGGACAAAAUUGCAGUGUGGAAACUUACUUGGUGAGUUUAGUAUCGCUUAACCCUAGGAUUUAUGAAAGGGAGCAAGAACAUCCUAAUACUCAGGCACAGGCAUUAAGCAAGAUAUCACUGAAAGGCAGAGAAGAAUCUAUCUGCUAG